UUCAUGCAGCGAUCCGCCGGCAAAAACGCGACUUCGGAACCCUCUACGCCCAACGGUCCACCUUCGAAAAAGGUGCGCUUGUCGAAUGGUGCCUCGGCGCCCGGUACACCUGAUAGCCCGUUGGCUCAUACAACCCCGAUGUCGGCUGAGGAUCGAAAGCGCGAGGAGAUGGAAGCGCGUAUUGGAGAGAGGCUUGGUGAGACAAAGUGGGUGUUGAGUUUCAAGAAUCCGUUGCCCGCCGACGGAGCGCAGGCAAUGCAAGUCAGACAAGCGGGUUUUGCAGUUAUUGACGCCGAGGAAGAUUCCGAAGACGACGAGGAGCAGAAACCCGUACGAAUGCAAUUUGGAGGAGGCGUGAAAAAGAGACAGGUGAAAACCGCAGCAUCCCCAACAGCAGGGGGCGAAGAUCAGGACUCGGACGACUCGGACGACUCGGAAGGCGAAUCCGACUCCUCUGAAGACAUGAGUUCGGAUGAGGAUCCCACAGCAGCGCUCAUCCGAGAAACGAAACGCGAGGUAGCCGCAAAGGAGCGUGAUGCUCGGAACGCAAAGAAAACAGCCAACAAGGCGUCACGUCGUUCUUCGGGUGUCCAAAUCGACGAGGACAUGGACCUCGGCGGCCUAUCCAGCUUGUCUGGAGGCGGUCGAGCCACAGUAGACGAUCGAGAGUGCUUCAAGUGCGGCCAAAAAGGUCACGUCAAAGACCAAUGCCCUCGAGGCCGACCUGCUCUGCGAGGUACCGCUGGCCGGGGCAGGGUCAGAGGCAAAAGCCGCGAUGGCCGACGUUAA
Messenger RNA from Periconia digitata, 789 nucleotides. The record is from the annotation of a GenBank genome assembly. Lineage: Eukaryota; Fungi; Ascomycota; Dothideomycetes; Pleosporales; Periconiaceae.